UCCGAUGCCGCCGGGCCGGGCAGUGCCUCGGGCAGUGCCGGACACCAGCUGUCGCCCUGUCGCGCUCGGGCUUUGGCGAGCUCUCCAGCACCCAGCGCCUCCAAUGCACCCAGCACGCCCCAGCAGCGACGCGACGGGCAGCCGGCUGGCUAUCGGAGGUCUUUUCGGAUCACAAGACAAGAAACGGAGCCCAGUGCGCGACGGGGCCGAGCGCUCCGGGGUGUAAGACAGAAAGACGGCCCAUGCCUCCCUCGCCCGGCGCGGCAGAUAGCGUUGCUUAAAAGGCCGCGCGCCGCACUGCCUCUGUUCAGUCCACACCGCUGGCAUCAUGAGAAACUCGCUGCGCUUAUCUACGGCCUUGGCGGCCGCGCUGGUGGUGCUGCAGGGGCUGCAGGUGCUGCAGGGGGUGCGUGCCGACGACGACGUCUGCGGCGGCGAGGAGGGCCAGGUGUGCGUGGGCUGCAACAUGGUGGCCGUGUGCCUGCGCCUCAACGGCGUCGACGUCACGGUGGCCGCCAGCACGCUGUGCCCGGAGGACAAGCAGUACUGCGCGAACGGCACCUGCGUCGCGGACAUGUCCCCCGAGAACGACUGCGGCGUGGUGCCGACGGCGUCGGCGAGCGCGGCGUCGCCCUUCCGCUGCCCCGCCGGCCACUCGGGGUACCUGCCCGACGCGCGGGACUGCUCGCGCUACUGCCAGGACGGCGAGGGCUGGGACCUGGCGUGCAAGGUGCAGCCCAGCACCGUGUACCAGCACUCCAGCGCGUCCUGCGUGCCGGCCUGGCAGACGCCGUGCGCCCCCGCAGUGGACUGCCCCCCGGACGCCAACCGCACCUACUCGCUCUACGGCCAGGACAACGGCGUGGCGUUCCGGUGCGAGCAGGGCGUCGUGGACGUGCUGCUGUGCCCCGCCGACCACCGCCUGGACCUGGAGGCGGCCGUCGAGGACUCGGUGCAGGAUCCCCCUUGCGUGCGGUUCUGCCCCCGCAGCGGGCGGCAGGCUGUGGCCAGGGACGACACACUGUACUACGAGUGCCUGGAGCUCGGCGACGGCCGCAUGGGCCACCCCGUGCUCACGGCCUGCCCCGACGGCACGCGCUUCGACGCCGCCCUGGAGCGCUGCCUGCUUGUUGCGCGCAAUGACUUCUAAUAAAGCAAUUGUAGGAAUUUGUGUCUACCCGCCUGGCUUUGGGGUGGAUCAGUUUGGCCUACCUCUCAGUCGAUCUCUUUCCUUCUUAUACCAAUAUCUUGUGUAAACCCUGAAUCUAAAAGGUCAUUUUGAAACGCGCCUCUUCCGGGCUCAUUGUGUCCUUUUCAGAAUUUUGAAAAUUAAAAGAAAAAUGGAACUCUA
Messenger RNA from Thrips palmi, 1351 nucleotides. RefSeq lists its product as uncharacterized. Gene Ontology annotation, molecular function: chitin binding. Bases 329 to 1150 code for a protein of 273 amino acids. The record is from RefSeq and is a predicted model, not a curated record. The transcript is spliced from 2 exons. Gene Ontology annotation, cellular component: extracellular region. NCBI's taxonomy places the organism in Eukaryota, Metazoa, Arthropoda, Insecta, Thysanoptera, Thripidae.